AUGGCCACGCUGGGCUCGCCCUCUCCCCCCUCGUCCCCCUCGCGCACCAUGCGCCCGCGCGCCUGGGCCCGCAAGGUCGAGCGCUACUGCUGCAACACCAUCACCUACUUCCCCCUGCUGUUCGUCUACGGCCUGACCACUUGGGCCUGCUGGGUCGAGGUCAGCAUUGGCCUCGUGCCCUCGAAGAAUGCCUGGACCGGCCACUUCACCUCCGCCCUCGGCUUCGUCCUCUACUGCCUGCUCACCUGGAGCUACACCACCGCCGUCUUCGCCGACCCCGGCUCGCCCCUCAACACCCGCAAUGGCUACAGCAACCUGCCCGCCCAGGAAGGCGGCGGCAUGCACUACACCUCCUUCACCGUAAAGGCGUCCGACGGCGGCGUCCGCUUCUGCAACAAGUGCCGCUCCCACAAGCCCGACCGCGCCCACCACUGCUCCACCUGCAAGCGCUGCGUCCUGAAGAUGGACCACCACUGCCCCUGGCUGGCCACGUGCGUCGGCCUGCGCAACUACAAGGCCUUCCUGCUGUUCCUGCUGUACCUCACCUUCUUCUGCUGGCUCUGCUUCGCCACCUCCGCCACGUGGGUGUGGUCCGAGAUCCUGUCCGACAGCCAGUACACCGACUCCUUCAUGCCCAUCAACCACGUUCUGCUCGCCGUCCUCUCCGGCAUCAUCGGCCUCGUCAUCACCGGCUUCACCGCAUGGCACCUGUGGCUCACGCUCCGGGGCCAGACCACCAUUGAAAGCCUCGAGAAGACGCGCUACCUGUCGCCCCUCCGCCAGGCCAUGAAGCACAACCUCGACGACCGCAACUACCUCGACGCCCACGCCAACGGCCGCCUGAGCAUCGGCGACCAGCUGCGCGACAUCCACGCCAACGCACUCCCCGGCGUCACACGUCCGGAAGAAGGCGAGACGCCCUCGCGCUCCCCACCGCCCCCUCAUGCGUACCCCAACCCCAACGCCACCGCCACCGCCAUCGCCACCGCCAACGCCAACGGCUACUCGCACACAGCCUACAGCUCGUACGAGCACCGAGAACGCCAGCAGUACCAGGACCGCUACGACAACUACCUCGACGAACGAGACAACGAGCAGCUGCCAAACGCUUUCGACCUGGGAUGGAAACGCAACCUCGCCCACGUCUUCGGUCCCUCGCCCAUCAAAUGGUUCCUUCCCAUCAUCAACACCACCGGCGACGGCUGGUCCUGGGAACCGAGCCCCAAGUGGCUCGCAGCGCGCGACCGCAUACGCCAGGACCGCCAACUCGAGGAGCAGCAACAGAAGCAGCGCGAGCGCGCCGCUGGCUGGGGCAUCGACACCCCCACCGAAGCAGAGUUCAGGCGCGUCGGUCGCGUCGCUCAGGGCUGGCAGCCGGGCGGUUACAAUCCGCCCUCUCCACGUGUAUCCUACCGCCACGCCGACCAGACCCAAUACCUCUCCGCGACCAAAACCGGCACAGUCACAGCACACCGCGACGGACGCCGCAGCCCGAGCAAAGCAGACCAGAUCCUGGGUAGAGAGCAGGACAUGUAUGCGGAUGGCGAUGUGCCGCUUCAGACCAUCGAGACGAAGAAAAAGUACGAUCAGUACAACUACAUCUCGGAAGACGACGACGACGACGAGUACCAAGUCAGCAGCGAUGAGCAGGCUGCCGACCGCCGGGUCAGGACACAGACCAAGACGGUACCGCAGACCAAGAACUGGAACGAUCUCCCCGAGGGCUUCCUCGACGCACCGAGAAAAGGCAAGAAGAGCAGCAGCCGAGAAAGAGGAGCCAAGGAUUGGGACGAGUGGAGGUAG
This is a messenger RNA of Ascochyta rabiei, 1803 nucleotides long. Its product is annotated as Protein S-acyltransferase. The coding region runs from base 1 to 1803 and encodes 600 amino acids. NCBI's taxonomy places the organism in Eukaryota, Fungi, Ascomycota, Dothideomycetes, Pleosporales, Didymellaceae. Gene Ontology annotation, biological process: peptidyl-L-cysteine S-palmitoylation; protein targeting to membrane. The record is from RefSeq and is a predicted model, not a curated record. Gene Ontology annotation, cellular component: endoplasmic reticulum; Golgi apparatus. Gene Ontology annotation, molecular function: protein-cysteine S-palmitoyltransferase activity. The transcript is spliced from 2 exons.